This is a messenger RNA of Linepithema humile (Argentine ant), 3163 nucleotides long. RefSeq names its product GTP-binding protein Di-Ras2. Gene Ontology annotation, cellular component: plasma membrane. NCBI's taxonomy places the organism in Eukaryota, Metazoa, Arthropoda, Insecta, Hymenoptera, Formicidae. Gene Ontology annotation, molecular function: GTP binding; GDP binding; GTPase activity. The record is from RefSeq and is a predicted model, not a curated record. Gene Ontology annotation, biological process: signal transduction.
UCACAUAUGUAUGUACGCGGAGAGCGCGCGCUUCGUUUUUAUCCGUGAAAUCGUCCAAGUCUGCGCGGCCUAAGAAAAAACGAGAAAAAACGAGCGAGGGAAACACAGUCAUGUUAAUCGGGAAAUAGUCGCGGGAGCGACUUCGUUAAUUCGACGCGUAAAUGUGAUAAAGUCCGACUGCCGUCGGCGGGCCAAUUUAGCAAUCGCACUUGGCAUUUCACUUGUUACAAAAGGUAACCGCAAUCACGACGGGCGGAACGCACUUCAGGGGGUUGACGUUCAGGAGGCGCGCAGUGCUAGUCCGCCGCAAUCCGCAAAAAAACACGUAAACGGGACGAAACCCGUCGUUAUCAUCAUCGUUAUCGUUCGUCCGUGUGUAGCAGCCGCGCAUUCACCGCCAGGGUGGCAAAUGGUGGCAAACGCACGCACGUAUAUAUAGCGCGACGAACGCGGGUGACAACGCGCGAAUAACAGCGGUAACAGCGGCAGUCGCAAAGAAGCAAAUCGGUUCCUGCGUCGUCGUUGAUCGCGGCCCGAGUGCGACCUCGCGAUCGAACGAGGACCUGUCCGAAAUCGAAGAGGGAAGCCUCGAGGUAUUCAUCGCUCGUACGGAGCAGCAGAUUAGUUGAGAAUUUAUUUGUCGAUUGGUUACGAAGAUAUGCGAUAUUAAAAAGUACAAAAUUGAAAUAUUAUCUACAAAUCGACCGAUUGAAAGGACGUUGGAGGUGAUUCCGAGCCACCCAGUACAGUUUGCGCGUCGUGCGACAGGUCGGGCGGUGAUCGAGGGUUGUGAGGAGGGUUCGGAGAGUGAUCGUCCCGCACUCUCGCCCCCUCGUCGUCUCUCCUUACUCUCCACGCGCGCAAGGGACCCCGAGCGCCGGGGGUUUACGUCGCCGGGACGGCAGAUGUCAGGAUGCCGGAGCAGAGCAACGACUAUCGCGUGGUCGUGUUCGGGGCGGGCGGCGUUGGCAAGAGUUCCCUCGUGUUGCGCUUCGUGAAAGGAUCUUUCCGUGAGUCCUACAUACCGACCAUCGAGGAUACUUAUAGACAGGUGAUAAGUUGCGACAAAAACAUAUGCACACUUCAAAUUACGGACACAACGGGGUCCCAUCAGUUUCCCGCUAUGCAGCGACUCUCCAUAAGCAAGGGUCACGCCUUCAUCUUGGUGUACUCGGUCUGCUCACGGCAAAGUCUCGAGGAGCUACGACCGAUCUGGGCCGUGAUAAGGGAGCUCAAGGGCCAGGAUAUUUCGCAGAUACCCAUUAUGUUGGUCGGGAAUAAAUGCGAUGAGAGCCCGUCGGUCCGCGAGGUGUCGAUGAGCGAGGGCGCGGCCGAGGCGGCUAAUUGGGGCUGCGGCUUUCUGGAGACCUCGGCCAAGACGAACCACAAUGUGGACGCUCUGUUCCGGGACCUGCUCACCCUCGAGAAGAACCGCUCGGUGUCGUUACAGCCGGUGCAGAGCAACAACGCGAUAAGACUCAAGGAGAAGUGUGCCGUGAUGUAAAGUCCGCCAGCGGAUUACCGCACCGCGAUCGACGACACCGUGCGAUAACCAUACCGGCGCGAUUAUCGGCGAAGCUCGCGUUUCCGGUAUAUACCAUUCCCUUGGCUCGGUUAUUCUUCGAGAUAAGGGCCUCGCCGAUUCACUAAUAAUCCUAAACUAGUUUCGCCAACGACGGACGACUUAUGCGCGACUUGAAUCCUCAUAACUUUCGCCUGUCGAGACGUUUAACGUGUUAAAGUUUACCGUACAACGUGUCGUAUUUGUUACGUUUGUUUAAAUACGCGAUACUAGGAGCGAAAAUAUCUCUGAGACUUCGAGAAUUGUAGAAAUAAUUUUCUAAGAUUCUUAAGAAAGGUUUAGAAUUUUAGAUUCCAAAUAAUUGGGUAACUUUAACGGGUUAAUUCGUCUGACGUGAGGAAGAUGAGUAUUUUUUUAUUCGACGAACAAAAGGAUUAUUCGAACUCGUAUGUGCGUUGCUCGUCGAUGGUGAAACCUUUAUACCUUGAUACUUUACGCAGUAGACCGCUCGACCGCGUAUGAUUUCUCUGUGCUCGAUAAUGAUAAAUUACUCGAGUUUCCGCUCUUGUUUUUCUUGACUCUGCCGUGGGAUCGUCUGCGGUAAUCUCGAUCUGCGAUGUGCGUUGGCAAAAGCGACGAUAUCGUUUUCAUCGAGAAUAGUUGCGUGUUUCUCAGCUGCUGACACGGAAAGCCUGGUGUUAAUUGUAAUAAUUUCAAACACUGUAAAUCGAUCAUUGCAGUGUAUCAUCGUAAGUAAAUAAGACGUAAUAUUGAAAUUCUGAUAUUUUACAGGAACAGAAUUAAUUUUUAUAGAAAAGAUUUACUUCGUGUAAAUUGCGAAAAGAAUUCAACUACUUAUGUACCGCAAUGACGUAUUUUUUAAGAAACUUUUCAUAAACGUUAUAUUUUUUUAUUCUAAAUAUUUAAUUAAUAUUUCUUACAGAUAAAUAAGUGUAUGUGAGAUUGCCUCAGUAAUAACAAUAGCAACGAUAAUAUAAAAGAAGUCAUAAUUGAUAAUUAAUUCUUCGAAGUGUAGAUAGCUCGAAUUAUCGCGAUUGUUAUUAAUCGCUUCUUGUUAUAAUUAACUUCAAGCUCUCUAAUAAUAGCGGCGGAUAAUUAGUAAUUUCAAUAAUCUCUCGUUUGUACGUAGCGCCGAAAAGACCCCGACGGUUAGCAUCGUGUUACAAACACUCGCGAAGCUAAUCUCGAGCUUAGCCGAGCCGAUUAUCAGUAUAAUCGCAGGCAAGAUUGUUGCUCUCUGUUCUCAGUUUUCGCUCGAGCACAUCGUGAUUGCCAAGAUCGUUUCUUUUGCACACGCGACAAACAAUGAAUUAUCAUGGGAGAUCAAGGAAUAUAAAGUGCACAUAUUUGUUUGCGGAUUUUAUCGCUCGAAUAUUCUCCGGCAGAUUGCUUGCAAUCGAGACGGUCUACGACAAAGGGCAGCUGUAUAGCGCGCUCUUUCUGAAGAUUGACUUAUUGGAUCCAUUAUGUAAAAUAUAUGUCAACACAAUCAGUUAUACUGAAUGUGAAAAGCGUUGAGAAUAUACGGUUUCAAUACAUAAUACUUAUUCGAAAAAUGUUAGAUGUAUAAUAAAUUCAGGAAAAUACUUUUUUUUUUCUCGAAUAAGGUUUUGAAGAAUA